This is a messenger RNA of Xenia sp. Carnegie-2017, 2552 nucleotides long. RefSeq names its product organic cation transporter protein-like. Gene Ontology annotation, cellular component: membrane. The transcript is spliced from 10 exons. NCBI's taxonomy places the organism in Eukaryota, Metazoa, Cnidaria, Anthozoa, Malacalcyonacea, Xeniidae. The coding region runs from base 51 to 2069 and encodes 672 amino acids. The record is from RefSeq and is a predicted model, not a curated record. Gene Ontology annotation, biological process: transmembrane transport. Gene Ontology annotation, molecular function: transmembrane transporter activity.
UUUAGUUUACAGUAACAAGUCAUCGAGAGAGGUGGUUUUCAGGUUAAAGGAUGGCAACAGCGGAUGAUUUGGCUAUCGCUAUAGGAUCGCCUGGACGAUUUCAAAUUGUGUUAUGUUUAAUGGUGUCUGUUUCGUCUUUCUUCGUCAGCUGGGGGUAUCUUGGAAUGGCUUUUUAUGCUGCGGAGACUGAUCAUCACUGUCUUCUUCCAAACUCCUCGACGAACAUUGAUGAUUUCAUACCGACUGUAAAAGAAAACGGCAAAGAAGUCUUAGAUCGCUGUCAUCUUUAUUCCGACGUCAAUAAAACUACGAAAAUAUCCUGUACUCAUGGUUGGACAUAUAAUCUUUCUGACGGGGAGACAACAAUUAUUUCAGAGUGGGAUCUUGUCUGUAAUGACGUUUACAAAAGUAACAUUGCCACUGUACUAUAUAGUUGUGGAAUGAUGUUAGGAAUACUUUUUGGUCAGCUGUCAGAUAAAUUUGGAAGGAAACCUGUGUUUCUGUUUACAACUUUCUCACCUUUCAUUGUGGGCAUUGUCAUUUUCUUCACUAAUAACUACAUCGUUUUUGUAUUUUGUCGUUUUGUCCUUGGCUUUCUCUUGGAGGGUUUACAAUCAGUAUCGUACGUCAUACCAAUUGAACUUUUCGCCAGUAAAUAUCGAACGACAUUCACGCUAUUUAAUGCAUUAUUCUGGGGUAUUGGUGUUAUGAUUCUUGCUCUUAUAUCCUUUGUGUUGCAAGAUUGGAGAAAGAUCCAUCUAUUUACAACUGCCUGUGUGGUGGUACAGUUGCCUUUGAUCUGGUUUUUACCGGAGUCCUUUCGUUGGUUGUUUACACAAAAUAAAGUUGACGAUGCAAGGGCUGUAGUUGAAAGGAUAACAAAGUUUAACAAGUUGCGUUUUCCUCGUGAGAUAUUUGACGACGUCGCUCAUUUCGUGAAUGACAAGGAUGACUUGCGUUCCAAGAGAGUUUACACGUUUUUUGAUCUGUUGAAGUCACGUGAACUAAGAAAGCGAUUGGUGAUAGCAGCUUUUGUUUGGAAUUCAAUCGUGCUUACUUAUGUUGGCCUGACACUCGAAAAUUCAAAACUUGCUGGCAAUAAAUAUCUUAAUUUCUUUAUUGGUGGCGUUUUAGAGGUCGUCAUCGUCGUUAUAAUAAUGUUCAUCCUUCACAGGUGUGGUCGUAAAAACAUUGCAAGCCCUUUAUUGCUUUUUGCUGGUAUAGCGUGUUUCGUUUCUGUCGCUCUACGAAAUAACAAUGAAUCUCUUGAUCCCCUGCGAACAUCCCUAUCUCUGUUUGGACGGAUGUGUUUAGCUGGAGACGUAGCUGUUAUGUUCAUUUACACGGCCGAGUUGUUUCCAACAGUUGUAAGAAGUGUUGGUCUCGGUUUUUCUAUGUUUGGUGCAAGGGUUGGCUAUAUUUUAGCUCCACAAAUCAACCUGAUUGGCAGCUACACGUAUGAGUCGGUGCCGUAUGUUAUUUUUGGAAGUUUUGCUCUCCUUGCUGGGCUGUCCCUGAGAGCAAUGCCUGAGACACUGAAUGUUAAACUUCCUGAAACUAUUGAAGGAGUACACAAAAAGACAGAGUCAAACAAAGUAGCAGGAUCUUCCCUUACAAUAAUGUCAAAGACAGAAAAUGUUGAACUUCCCGACUCUACUGAAAGCGAGGUCAAGACAAACUCAAGAAAUGUGGCAGGAUCUUCUCUCACAGUGAUGCCAGAGACAGUGAAUGUUGAAAUUCCUGACUCUACUGAAAGAGAGGUCAAGACAAACUCAAGAAAUGUAGCAGGAUCUUCUCUCACAGUGAUGCCAGAGGCAGUAAAUGUUGAACUUCCUGACUCUACUGAAAGAGAGAUCAAGACAAACUCAAGAAAUAUGGCAGGAUCUUCUCUCACAGUGAUGUCAAAGACAGAAAAUGUUGAACUUCCUGACUCUACUGAUAGAGAGGUCAAGACAAACUCAAGAAAUGUGGCAGGAUCUUCUUUAACAGUGAUGUCAGAGACAGGGAAUGUUGAACUUCCUGAAACUAUUAAAGAAAAGGACAAGACAAACUCAAGCAAUGUAGCAUGACGACAAGAGGAAGGCAAACAAUAUAAAGCAAUAAAACCAUAAAAAUAUAAACAAGUUUCGUCAAAGACUAUUUACCAGGAUUUGAUGAUCGCUGGGGUGAAGUUGGGGAUUUUUGUGUAUCCAUGGAAAUAAUCGCUGGAAUUCUAUUCAAGAUAAUCGUAUGAUAGGAAUAUAGGAAUAAUAGGAUGCAUUGGAUUUAGAAGGAAUCUCGCGUAUGAUUGCUUGACAUGAACGUAGAACGUUUACACACGAACGUGAAACGUUGAAAUACCAACACAAAAAUUGAUUGAAUUCAAAUAUUUAGGUUCAUGAUGUACAUAUGAUGUACAGAGUGAUUUAAAAAACUUCAACUGUAUGUGUAGUUUGCAUAGGAGACAAUUCAAAUUUGCAUCCCAUUUUUUUUAGUAAUGUAUUUUUGUAUUUUUCAUUUUUUAUCAAAUAAUAUUUAAGUAUAAUAUGAUAUUUCAUUCUCAUGUUCUGAAA